GACUCACCUCCUCCUCAGCCUCUGUCAUCCACUUUCAUCAGAUACAGCAGGACAGAGCAGGUGAAUCUGGUGGUAUACUAUAUACUUUGACUUCAGUUUAAUUUGUACUGAACAGGAAAACCAAGGUGAUCAGCAGCAAACAUGUCUCUGGCUAAAGAUUUGAUGCAUCCCAGCCCAUCAGAGGAAAGAAGAAGACACAAGAAGAAGAGGCUGGUGCAGAGCCCUAACUCCUACUUCAUGGAUGUCAAAUGCAUAGGAUGCUACAGGAUCACCACCAUCUUCAGCCAUGCACACACAGUGGUGGCUUGUCCAGGUUGCACCACUAUCCUCUGCAGGCCAGGAGGUGGCAAAUGCAAACUAACCGCAGGUUGUGCUUUCAGAAAGAAAUAUUCAUGAGCAAUCCACCGAAUUGCCAACAGGUGGUAGAAUGGACCACAAAUGGAAGAAUCUGAUGCAUUCUCUAUGUUGCAACUCUGGAGGAAAAAUAACCACUGGCAUUUUAAUCUGCUAAUGGGUUUUCAAAUCAAAUAUAAGAGGACCAGUGUAAGAAAAGAUUACUGAUGCUGUCCAUGAAUACAACCAGAAUGAAGGGACGUACGUAGCAGUGUAAAAUGCUUCUGUGAAAUGUGUAGAAAUGCAGAAAAAGAAGCCAAAUGAAACAGAACUUCUGUAAAACAUUUAUUUAUUGUGUUGGGGGGGGGGGCUUAACAUACAGUCUCAAUCAAAUGUGAGGCAAGACAUGAGCAGAAACCUUAAACAUCACAAACAAUAAUAAAACAUUCGACGAUUCAU
Molecule: messenger RNA, 792 nt
Organism: Nothobranchius furzeri (turquoise killifish)
Lineage: Eukaryota; Metazoa; Chordata; Actinopteri; Cyprinodontiformes; Nothobranchiidae
Product: small ribosomal subunit protein eS27
Biological process (GO): translation; ribosomal small subunit assembly
Cellular component (GO): cytosolic small ribosomal subunit; ribosome
Molecular function (GO): RNA binding; structural constituent of ribosome
Source: RefSeq, a predicted model, not a curated record